Molecule: messenger RNA, 1479 nt
Organism: Thyridium curvatum
Lineage: Eukaryota; Fungi; Ascomycota; Sordariomycetes; Thyridiales; Thyridiaceae
Exons: 2
Coding region: 1-1479 (492 amino acids)
Biological process (GO): intracellular zinc ion homeostasis; zinc ion transport; transmembrane transport
Cellular component (GO): Golgi apparatus; membrane
Molecular function (GO): zinc ion transmembrane transporter activity
Source: RefSeq, a predicted model, not a curated record
AUGGCAUCUGGCCUUCCCGUCAUCCAACCCCCCGAGACGCCUUCCCCGCCUGCCAUUGUCGAGACGACCGCUUGGGACGACAGCCUCGACUUGGAUGACGGCGGCUUCCUGAGCCCCAAUUCCGCGACCUUCCGUCGCGGCCCUCCCUCUCCCGUCGCUACCACCUCCUUCCUGAGCCCGGCCGACGGACGCGGUCUGUUGCGACCGCCCUCGCCCUCCAUGGCUUCCGACGACACCUCCACCGACAGCAGCGGCGCUGCCGCCCCCGCCCAGAACCCCUUCAACUUCAAGACGCAGAUCAUAUCUACGUCGCCAGUCAAGUCGAACAUCGGACAGCGCCGUGGCCACCGAUAUAAGCACAGCUCCAUAUCAGCACAGCACCAGAUAUUCCAGGAGCCACCGCCGAGGGCGCCGCCCGUCCUCCCCGCGUCUCUCCCCGUGCCGACCGUCAAGGAGGCUUGGGCUAGCAUGCAGCGCGACCAACGGGCUCGCAUGUACUGGUGUCUCUGCCACGCUGCCGUCGCCGUCUACGUCUUCUUCAGCGCGUCUGGAUCCCUGGCCAUGACGGCCCUAUCCCACCUCGUCUUUUUCGACGUCGGCUCUGCGGCCGUCUGUGUAGCAGUCGAUGUCUUGGGCAACUUUGAGGUCUGGCGCCGAUCUAGCGUCCGCCAUCCUUUCGGCCUUCAGCGCGCCGAGGUCCUCGCCGGCUUCGCGACCUCCAUCUUCCUCGUCUUUGGGGGCUUUGAUCUUAUCAGCCACAAUCUCAAGCACCUGCUCGAGUCUGUCGGCCACCACGAGCCGCACUCAUCCCAUUCGCACGGUGGCGCCGGCGGUCGCAAUGUGUCCCCCGGCCAGGUCGACCUGGCCAGCCUCGCCGCCGUCGUGAGCACGCUGAUCAGCGCGUACGGGCUGAAGAACCACGCCCGAAUCCGCCGCGCCAUGCGCGUCCGCUACCCCUCCUACCUCUCCUCCCUGCUACCCGGCGUCCUCAACAACCCGUUCCACUUCCUCACGCUCUUCUUUUCCUUCCUCAUGCUGCUCUUGCCCUUGCUCUCGAUCGCCGUCUUCGUCUGGCUUGACACCCUCAUCUGCGCCGCCAUCGCCGUUUCCAUGUUCGUCCUGGGCCUGCGCCUCGCCGUCGCCCAGGGCCUCAUGCUGCUCAUGUCGUUCUCUGGUCGUGGCGGGGGCGGCGACACCGGCGAUAUGGACAAGGACGGCAGCGUGUCGGCCGUCGUGCGCGAGAUCGAGGCCGAGCCCAACGUCGCGCGCGUCGACGAGGCGCAGUUCUGGCAGGUCCACUACGGCUUGUGCAUGGCCAACCUCAAGGUCUGCGUCGUGCGCGGGUGCGACGACUCGGCGCUCAGUCAGCUGCGGUCCAGGAUAGCGCGGAUGAUCCAGAACCGGCUCGGCGAAGGGUACGGCCGGGGUUCGAGCUUGAGGUGGGAGGUGACGACGCAGAUGAGCACGGAUGGUAGCUGA